AGUCUAUCAGAGGCUCUGCACUGCGGCGGUACCCUCCUCUUUACUGAAAACAUCUUUUCAAAUACAUAAAUACUACGAUUUCACAAAACUAAAGAUCUUUGUGUAUAUAAGCCAACUAGUUCUUCGGUGUUUUAACAAUUUAGUGAUGUGCGUAUAAGGAAUUUAAGCAUAGUGAUAUACCUUUAUACGAUCUUGCCUCAUCCCGCGCUAAUAACGCCGGUCUUUUCUGAGUUCAGAUCUAAACUUCAAACUUGUGUACACAUUAUUAAAGCUGGAUUUCUCAUAGCAACAUCAUUGAGAUUGCAAUCAUGAAGAGAACUAGAAAUUAUACGAGCGGGUGGUGGGUCUUGUUGGCGACAAUUACAUUAGCGGUCCCGGUGCUCAGCGAAGCUGGAGUUGGCCUAUUCAAUGCGAGACUAAAACAAAUUGUCACAUCCAGCACGCUCAAGUGGGCAAACCUUAAAAAAGAAGCCAUGGAAAACUACGUGACUGGUGCCGAGUCGGAAAAAGGACCGAUCUAUCUAUGUAGAACAAGACAUGAAGGCGAUAUGCUACUGGGACAACUAAGACCUGAUUAUACAUCCUGUGCUGUGUCAGGAACUAAAAGUUAUAAUAUCUUCGAAGUAAUGGAAAACAUUGAAAACGCCUCUUUAAUUAUUUGGAAACCUUGGUAUAAGUUUAAUUCUAAGCCAAGCGGCGCAGUAGCUGUGGAUUCGUCAUUAGAUUCCACUUUUGUUGGCAGAAUAAAAAGUGACGGCGGUUUCUCACACAACAUUGGACGAAUAAAUUACGAGAGUACGGUGGGUGAAUUGAUUUCAUUUGAUGAAAAGAACAAUGAAUUAAUUGAACAUAGCGGGGAAAUUUUGAUCGAAGAAGAACCAAUCAGUUAUAAAUUGGAAAAUGUGGAAUUAGAUUUGGAUACACAACACGUGCGUCAAACUGAUCCUCAAGUUUUUGAAGAAAGAAUUUUACGAAAUGAUGAUGAUGUGGCUGCUACUGUGACUACUGAGAUAGAAUACAAGUUCAACUAUACGUUAUCUUGGGGCCACGGACACGGUAUUGCAAUCGGUUUAAACACAACUAUAGAAAUGAGCGAUGGAACCCUUUUUCCACAAAUUGAAUGGGCUAACCCCUAUACGGAAGAGAAAAAAGAGCUUUUUAAAUUAGAAAUAUUUCUAGAACCGGGAACCGCUUGUAAUGUCACAUUCAGAGGCAAUAAUACAGAUCGCGAUGUACAAUACACAGCUAAACUAACGACGUUUUAUAAAGAAAACAAUGCGCGCUCGAGACCAAUGCGGGGUGAACGGAUUGAAAAUACCGUAGAGGUUGAAGCUAUUUAUGGAGAAAUAUAUUACACGGGCAAUAAUACCCUGGUACCAACAACAACCACCACCACGACUACCACCACUACUACCACAACAACAACCACCACACUUCCGCCACUUCCACCCUCAGUAGAAAAGAACGAUAUCGGUAUGAUUAUGGAUAGCAACAGCAUAUUAGGAGACAGUAGUGAAGACAUGGUAAAAGCACCACAAGAGAAGGAAGACAAUAUAAAUAGAUCGGUUGUCGGAGGUUUGGGAAGUAAUCCUAACAACGGUGCCAAUAUCAAAGUAUUUUCUAUUGUCUUGUGUAUUCCUCUGUUUGCGCUGUUACUCUAAAUUAUAUAAAAAUAUACAUAUUAGCUUCUUGUUGUAAAUAAACAGAAUUGAUAUAUCUAUAGAAUAAACCCUAACUAUUGCUUGAAGUUCAUAGAUGUAUUAUGCAACUUCGUUUAUUGGCUGCGAUAACGGCAGUGUAGUAAUAUUGUACAUAGGAUUAUAAGUUGGUUUUUGAAAACAUUCCCGUUGAAGAUAUUCAUUCCAAGUAAAUGGAGGAGCCAAACACAUGCGUGUAAAUAGAGUUUGUAUAUAGUUUAGAGUGUUAAGAGUCGCAGAGCGACCUUAAUUUUUGCAUAAAGGAGUAUGGAUGACAUCUAAAAAAAGAGUUAUCACAAUGAUAAAUCGUUACCAACAUCCUGCUUUUAAAAGUAAAUAAAAUAUUGAUUUAUUUGUUUUAAUAUAGAGCAAUAAGUGACGGAGCAAAAUGCUAUAGAGAGUUUCUUUUAAUCGACUUUGAAGCACAGUGAAGACAGUACAAGUUUAUUUGUAAUUUUCAAAUCUAUUAAUCAAAACAUCUGAUGACAUCAUCAAAAAUUUAAAUUUAAAGCACACAUUUUAAUAUAAUGCUAUUAGACCUUCUCCGCUAAUGUAAUUGUGACAUAUCUUUGUAAUACCUCCUCUAUGUUUUUUUAGUUCUUUUGUUAUUAUUAGUUCUAGAUUACAAAGAGUUUUAUUUAGAAAUAAUUAUAUUAUGUAGUUCAUAGUCGUAGUAGAUUAAUUUAUUUCGUUCUCUUAUAAAUUAUAUUUAUUUUUCAAUGUAACUCUGCUACAAAUCAUGGCUACAUCUAAGAAUCGCAAAACAUUAAAUAUUUAUUACUGUGUAUAGAAUUAAUACCAAAGUAAAUCCUUCCAACAAUACCAUUCUCUACUUUUUCCAUUAACCAAUUAUAAAAUGUAUCAAUAUAUAAUUAUAUUAAUCACUGGAAUAAGGUCUGUAUGAUACCUACAUAUUAUUCUUAUAUAAAGUAACGCUUAGCAACUUUUUGUAUGUGUAAAGAAAUGAAUGAUAUUUUUGUAUGAGCAAAUAGCGUAAGUGAACUCAUUUCAUGUAUUAUAUUUUUUCUCAUAUUAUAUUUUUUUUACAUUCAGUAUUUCGUCAUCAUUUAUCGUAGUUCUCAUGUAUUUCUAGAAUCAGCUUCUUUUCAACUUAUUAUUAGGAGUAUAAUCAUUGUCCCACCUAGAAUAUCAUUAUUCCAUAAGUGUUUAGAGUUAAUACAUUUGUAUUUAAAGAGUAUUUAACGCAAAGGUGUGUUUCAAGUUAAAUUUUGCUUACAUUUUGUCUCGUUGUAUAAUGUAAUUCAAAGUUAAUAUAUUAAAUAUCCUUAUAAGAAUGUAAUUUCGAUGUGGACUUUUGCUUAACGCUCCCUUAGAUAGUAAAACUGUUUCGUAACUAUAAGAUAUUUGUUAAUACUGUAUAAUUAGAUAUUAUAUGAAUAUGAAUCUCAUGACAUCAAUAUUGUUUUGCAAAGCAUAAUUGUGAUGUUCCAUGUAAGUUUUGUUUUAAAUCAUUAAAGUGUAACAGAAA
Molecule: messenger RNA, 3186 nt
Organism: Zerene cesonia (dogface butterfly)
Lineage: Eukaryota; Metazoa; Arthropoda; Insecta; Lepidoptera; Pieridae
Gene: uzip
Product: protein unzipped
Exons: 4
Coding region: 309-1661 (450 amino acids)
Source: RefSeq, a predicted model, not a curated record